AUGAUGAUUUAACGAAAAUAUCAAGACAAUAAUCAUGAAAUUCCAGUGCAUAAGAGGAAAAUUUAUCAAUUUUUGAUUGAAGUGCAAUUUCUCCAUCUUUCACUUAUCCCCAAUACUAGUGUAAAAGUAUGAAUAAUUUAAGGUAAUUUUUAGAUAGAAACAACCAUCUGA
Messenger RNA from Paramecium octaurelia, 171 nucleotides. The record is from the annotation of a GenBank genome assembly. NCBI's taxonomy places the organism in Eukaryota, Ciliophora, Oligohymenophorea, Peniculida, Parameciidae.